Messenger RNA from Amborella trichopoda, 722 nucleotides. RefSeq names its product Lateral organ boundaries (LOB) domain family protein (gene ASL5). The record is from RefSeq and is a predicted model, not a curated record. Lineage: Eukaryota; Viridiplantae; Streptophyta; Magnoliopsida; Amborellales; Amborellaceae.
CACGUCCUUAAAAUCUCUCUCUCUCUCUCUCUCUCUCUCAUAUUCAUCUGAAACAUAGCAUUCUCUUGCUGCCUCUCUUUGAUCAAGACCUAACCAUGGGUGGCAACCCUCCCUGUGCAUCUUGCAAGCUCCUCCGCCGCCGCUGCGCAAAGGACUGCAUCUUUGCACCGUUCUUUCCGGCAGAUGAUCCCCAAAAGUUUGCGAAUGUGCACAAGGUCUUCGGAGCCAGUAAUGUUAGCAAGAUGCUCCAGGAACUUCCGGUGCACCAGAGAGCCGAUGCUGUGAGCAGCCUAGUGUACGAGGCGAACGCCCGCGUGAGAGACCCUGUUUAUGGCUGUGUUGGGGCCAUCUCCUAUCUUCAACAGGAAGUAUCGCGGCUUCAAAUGCAGCUAGCUGUGGCUCAAGCUGAGAUUGUGUGCAUUCACAUGCAACAAGAGCCCUUGCCCCUCCCCAUUGAAGAACAACCUAUGGACCACAAGCCAAUGCUUCACUACAACAGUCUCCUCAACUUCUCCUCUCCUCCUCCUCCCUCUGAGACCCUAGGCAAUAGGGAAUCUCUUUGGACAUGAUUCUACUACAAAAAAACCAUAUAGUUGUACUUAUCAUCAGAAGAAAGAGAGAGUGUUAGUUUCUAAAUAGAUCAAGUGUGAGAAAGGUUAGGUUUUUUAAAGGUUCAAGAGAGAUGAGAUGAGGGUUUGUUUGUACACAUUAAAUUUUAGGUC